GCACGCUCAACCGAAGGAAUUCCCUGCGGAACCGCUGUCGCCCAAGGAUGCCUCUUCUUCAAUGGAUGGUGUGGCUGAACACUCGAAGCUGGCCACAUCCUUGCCGGAAACCUCGCAGUCCACUGGAAUCGAGACUGAGACGACUGGAGUAUCGCCUACAGAAGCUCCUACUACUGCUUCUGCUACUAGUGUUGGAACGUCAGAAACUUCUGCGGUUUCAGAGACUCUGGAGUCUUUUGAAGGAACUUCAGCCCCGUUUCCUUAUCCGGAGAAGUCUUCCGAGUCAACCGCUGUAUCCGUUGAAAGCACUGAACUCAUAGCAACGACGACAAGCAGCAGCAGCAUCGGUAGCUCUAGAUUCGAUGAAGCUGAGUCGUUUGGGUUUAGCACUACGGAAACUACCAUGACGGGAACCUCAGAGAGACGUGAAUCUUUAGAAUCGUCCACACUUUUAAGUCAGUUACCUGAAGAGCCAACUGAGGUUGUCGUUACGAUACCCUUUGAAACCACCGAACCAACUACCUUGCUAGAGACGUCUGGCUUCUCGUCCUCCUCCUUGUCUACUGAAACUCCAGCAGGAAGUUCGGAACCCGCGGCAACUCCGCUGUCCGAGUCAGCCACCACUGAGGAAUCCCCACAACCAACCAUACCAUUCGAAACCACU
Anisakis simplex (herring worm) is the source of this 664-nucleotide messenger RNA. The record is from the annotation of a GenBank genome assembly. Lineage: Eukaryota; Metazoa; Nematoda; Chromadorea; Rhabditida; Anisakidae.